CCACAACACACCCCGACCCUUAUCUGAGCACGCCUUCCCUGCCUCCGUCCGAUCUCACCUCUUGUCCCAAGCGAGCUUCUACUAAACAACAAACGCCUCCCUCCUCCAUCUACACCCGUGAUAGUUCGCUCCAUCAGCAACGAAGUAACAUACCGCCGGCCCACCAUGAAGAUAUCCGGCGCCUCUCUUCUUGCGCUGCUGCUGCCGGCAGUAAGCGGCCGCUUCGUUGAGCCUGGCGAGCCGGAUCGCGUAUUGCUUUAUCCCGACGGCGUUCCUCAGCCCUCCGAAAGCAGCGAGAAGUACCACAUAGAGCUGGCCCCGGGAGAGACAAGAUGGGUGACCGAAGAGGAGAAGUGGGAAUUGCGUCGGCAAGGCAGGCGGUUCUUCGAUAUCACCGACCAUCCCGGGCUCGGAACCCUCCGCGCGCGAGACACAUUCAAGAAGAGGAGCGUCUUCCCCAAGGCUCCCAAACUACAAGACGAGGUAAACCCUCUCUUGGCGAACCUGUCCAAGACCGAGAUGAAGGACCACUUGACCACCUUCACUUCGUUCCAUACCCGCUACUACAAGUCCGACUACGGCCGGCAAUCAAGCGAGUGGCUCCUCGGCCAGGUGCGCCAGACCAUCAAAGAGGCCGGCGCGGAGGACUACGUUCACGCCGAGCAUUUCAAGCACCCAUGGGGCCAGCACAGCAUCAUCGCCACCAUUCCCGGCAAGACCAACUCCACCGUCGUCAUCGGCGCGCACCAGGACUCGAUCAAUCUCUGGCUGCCGAGCAUUCUGGCCGCGCCCGGUGCCGACGACGACGGCAGCGGCACCGUCACCAUCCUCGAAGCCUUCCGCGUCCUCUUGCAGUCCGAGGACGUUGUCAAGGGCAACCACCAGAACACCCUCGAGUUCCACUGGUACAGCGCCGAGGAGGGCGGCCUGCUCGGUAGCCAGGCCAUCUUCUCCGCGUACGAGAAGGAGGGCCGCGACGUCAAGGCCAUGCUGCAGCAGGACAUGACCGGCUUCGUCGCCCGCACCCUGGACGCCGGCAAGCCCGAAAGCGUGGGCGUCAUUGUCGACUACGUGGACCCGGACCUGACGCAGUUCAUCAAGGUCAUUAUUGAUGAGUACUGUGACAUCCCUUACGUCGAGACCGAGUGCGGAUACGCAUGCUCCGACCACGCCUCGGCGUCCAAGGCCGGGUAUCCCUCGGCCUUUGUCAUCGAGUCGGCGUUCGAGUACUCGGACAACCACAUCCACUCUACUGAAGACCUGAUCAAGUACCUGUCGUUCGACCAUAUGUUGCAGCACGCACGCAUGACGCUGGCGUUCGCCUACGAACUGGCAUUCACCGACUUUGACUCCCUAGAAGGGCCGGACCACUCGGAUGCGCUGUAAGGAGUCUUGUCUUGGUCUCAAUGAUGGGUUAUGAGUACUGGAGGUCACAGAUAUUACACUAUGCGAAAUAGCAUUCAGCAGGGUGGGUUAGUCAUUGAGGGGUAUCAUUUUUGAGCCGCUGGAGUCGGCAAAGUACGGAUGUCGCUCAACUCUCUCACGGAUCCAUGUCCCAAUA
This is a messenger RNA of Thermothelomyces thermophilus ATCC 42464, 1561 nucleotides long. RefSeq lists its product as uncharacterized. Lineage: Eukaryota; Fungi; Ascomycota; Sordariomycetes; Sordariales; Chaetomiaceae. The record is from RefSeq and is a predicted model, not a curated record. Gene Ontology annotation, biological process: proteolysis. The transcript is spliced from 4 exons. Gene Ontology annotation, molecular function: metalloexopeptidase activity. Bases 166 to 1386 code for a protein of 406 amino acids.